CGUGCAAAGAACGAGGACAAUGAAGAUCCAUCAUAAUCUGAGAUGUUUGUUGUAACUCGUACGAACAAAAAAGGAGAGACUGAUUCGGGAACACAAGAGACAAUUGAACAUCUUCAAAAUUUGAAAGAAGCAGGAUACAAUGAUGAUGACGCAGUUCAAACAGUUUUCGGAAAGGAGAGACAUGGAAGAGUUCGUUUCUAUGGUCGAUCAGUCACAAAAUCCUCUCUUAAAAAGGAGAAGGAAAUCCGACAAAUGCAGCAACAACAUAAUGAAGUGGUUUCAACUAUGGAGAAAAAUCAAAAUAACUUAACUUCCAAGUUGGAUGGUUUAACAAACUUGAUUAAAACGUUGUUGCAACAAGUCAAUCCUGGUAUGAGUGCAGAACAAGUGCAAGUAAUGAUAGAAGCUGCCCAACGAUCUCCGCCUGACGCGAGUAGUGCACCAAAUGAUGCGCGGCGAAGCAUUCCUCCUUCACUUGGAUCGAACCAUGUAUCAAAGGAUAUGGAAGUAAGUACUGUUCAAAACUUCUAGUUAAAUUAAUAGUAU
Messenger RNA from Arachis ipaensis, 546 nucleotides. RefSeq lists its product as uncharacterized. The record is from RefSeq and is a predicted model, not a curated record. Lineage: Eukaryota; Viridiplantae; Streptophyta; Magnoliopsida; Fabales; Fabaceae.